Molecule: messenger RNA, 1595 nt
Organism: Hermetia illucens (black soldier fly)
Lineage: Eukaryota; Metazoa; Arthropoda; Insecta; Diptera; Stratiomyidae
Product: juvenile hormone epoxide hydrolase 1-like
Exons: 3
Coding region: 161-1549 (462 amino acids)
Biological process (GO): epoxide metabolic process
Molecular function (GO): epoxide hydrolase activity
Source: RefSeq, a predicted model, not a curated record
AUAAAUUAAGACAAUCAAAACGGCGGGUGCCUUCCUAUUCUCCCUCAUUUCACUUUGUUUCUCUCUGAUUCAGCGUGAUUACACCCAAUUCCACUUCGAAGUGGGAGUCAUUAAGUCAGAUUCGCUCGUUGUGUCUAGUUGAUAGUGGUCAAGGUCCACGAUGGGAUUUCUAUGUCGAGUGACUCUAGCAGUAUUUGUGGUGUUUAUUGCAUUCUCGGCCUACAAGUUCCGGGAACUUACUAAACCAAUAGAGGCUCCUAAAUUUGAUCUAGAUGAAUACUGGGGGCCAGGCAAGAAGUCAGAUUACAAGGAGAACACGGAAGUGGUGAAAUAUGAAAUCUCUUUUCCGGAUAAAGUGAUCGAAGCUUUGAGGAAAGAUUUAAAUAGAACAUUCAAAUUCCAACCUCCACUCGAAGGUGUUGGGUUUGAAUAUGGAUUCAACACGGCUUACUUACCAAAAGUCAUAAAAUAUUGGCGAGACGAAUACCUGCCUAAAUGGAGAACACGGGAACUCUUUUUGCGGAAAUGGUCACAUUUUACAACCAAUAUACAAGGGUUGCGCAUCCAUUACAUUCACCAUCGAUAUGAAAAUCCACCAAAAGGAAAGAAAGUAUUUCCACUUCUGCUCCUCCAUGGCUGGCCUGGUUCCGUACGAGAAUUUUAUGAUAUGAUACCUCUUCUAAUUGACAACGCUGAUAGUAAAUAUGCAUUUGAAAUUGUCAUCCCUAGUUUACCAGGAUAUGGUUGGUCGCAAGGUUCAGCUAAGCCAGGACUUGGAUCAGCUGAAAUAGCGGUGAUAUUCCGCAAUCUAAUGUUCCGAUUAGGUUACAAGAAAUUCUUCAUUCAAGGAGGUGACUGGGGAUCAUUGAUUGGAUCGAAUAUCGCUACACUAUUUCCAGAGUCGGUUUUAGGAUAUCAUUCCAACCUGUGUUGGGUUAAGGGACCUCUUUCAAUAAUCAAAAACAUUAUUGCUAGUUAUUAUCCAAAACUCUUCGUUCCUGAGGGAUAUGAGGACUUUUUCUUCCCACAAUCGGAAAAGUUCAAAUACCUAAUUGAGGAAAGUGGAUAUAUGCAUAUCCAAGCUACAAAACCAGAUACAAUUGGAUCUGUACUAACGAGUAAUCCCGUCGGUUUGGCUGCUUAUAUUUUGGAGAAAUUUUCAACUUGGACAAACAAAGAUUACAGAAAACUAAGUGAUGGAGGUUUGGAGAAAAAGUUCACACUGGACGCCCUGCUGGAUAACAUUAUGAUAUACUAUUUGACCAACUCAAUCACAACAUCGCAACGUCUUUAUUCAGAAAGUUUCAAUUUGCGUGAACUCACACUGCAAUUGGAACGUAUCCAAACAAACGUCCCUACAGGAUGUGCCCGCUUCAAACAUGAUGUAGUUCAUGAUUUGGACUGGGUUUUCAAAGACAAAUAUACAAAUCUUAUCCAUAGUACAUACCAUAAUGAUGGCGGCCACUUUGCGGCUUUUGAAUUACCCCAAGUCUUAUACAAAGAUUUUAUCGAAUUUGUUGAAAAAGUUGUUAAGUUAAAUAGUUUCUAAGUUUUGAUUGUGGUAUUAUACUGAAUAAUAAACUGGUUUGUUAUGA